This is a messenger RNA of Balaenoptera ricei (Rice's whale), 626 nucleotides long. RefSeq names its product cytochrome c oxidase subunit 6B1. The transcript is spliced from 5 exons. The record is from RefSeq and is a predicted model, not a curated record. NCBI's taxonomy places the organism in Eukaryota, Metazoa, Chordata, Mammalia, Artiodactyla, Balaenopteridae. Gene Ontology annotation, cellular component: mitochondrial inner membrane; respiratory chain complex IV; mitochondrion. Bases 145 to 405 code for a protein of 86 amino acids.
UCUAGCCGUGCGGAAGACUCCCCAGUGCGCUGCCUCGUCCCGCUUCCGGCCGGUCUUCGUUCCGCUUCCGGUCCGACACGAGUCAUUGCUGAGGGUCACAUUGAGCUUCCAGGGGCUUCAGGAGCGUCUUUAGGAGUCAGCACUAUGGCAGAGGACAUCAAGACCAAAAUCAAGAACUACCAGACUGCUCCUUUUGACAGCCGCUUCCCCAACCAGAACCAGACGAGGAACUGCUGGCAGAACUACCUGGAUUUCCACCGCUGUGAGAAGGCAAUGACUGCUAAAGAGGGUGACGUCUCCGUGUGUGAAUGGUACCGGCGUGUGUACAAGUCCCUCUGCCCCAUAUCCUGGGAUUUCUCCUUGUCCCUGCGUGAUCUUGGGUACCAUGACAUCGUGAUCCCGUAAUAUCCGCCCUCCAGCCUCAGGGCCUGCAUUAGGUGUCAGCCUGGGACGACCGCCGGGCAGAAGGCACGUUUCCUGGGAAGAUCUGAACUGGCUCCACCCCACCUCUGUCCUCCGUCCUUCUCCCCAGGGUGGUGAAGGGGGACCUGGGUACAUAGUGAUGCCCACGCUGGGGUCCUGAAUCAUGACUUAACUAAUAAUAAAUACUCGUUGGAAGAGUGUAA